Messenger RNA from Triplophysa rosa, 1469 nucleotides. RefSeq names its product fibroblast growth factor (acidic) intracellular binding protein a (gene fibpa). Gene Ontology annotation, cellular component: nucleus. Lineage: Eukaryota; Metazoa; Chordata; Actinopteri; Cypriniformes; Nemacheilidae. Gene Ontology annotation, biological process: platelet aggregation. The transcript is spliced from 11 exons. Bases 148 to 1221 code for a protein of 357 amino acids. Gene Ontology annotation, molecular function: fibroblast growth factor binding. The record is from RefSeq and is a predicted model, not a curated record.
CGUCACGACUUCGUGCUGUUGCUAUGGAGUUGAGCUAAUAUCUGGAUAUGACAGCUGGUGUUUGAUAACGAUUUAUGUGAUGCUACAACUGUAUGGUCAUCCCGACAUAGCGAUUCAUUUAUUGCUUUGUAAGUCACUGAUGUCAAGAUGUCUGUGGAACUGGAUGUAUUUGUUGGGAACACCACCAUUAUGGACAAAGAGGUGUAUCAACUGUGGCUGAAUGGAUAUACAGUGAAUGAUGCUGUCAAAGUGCGGAUAGAUGGCGGCAUAAUGGAGGAGUGUGAGGCGAGUGUAGAAGUCCUGCUCAGUGACACUAUGGACCAGUACAGAACUUUCCAGAUGUGUGAGAGGCUUUUACAUCACCCAACUAAACUAGCCAAUCAGCUUCUCUUCCAGAUACCACCAGACCGACAAGCCAUGCUCAUUGAAAGGUAUUAUGCUUUUGAUGAUGCGUUUGCUCGCGAGGUCCUUGGAAAGAAGCUGUCCAAGGGUACCAAGAAAGAUCUGGAUGAUGUCAGUGCAAAGACAAACAUUACGCUGAAGAGCUGCAGGAGACAGUUUGAUAACUUUAAGCGAGUGUUCAAAGUGGUGGAGGAACUCAAGGGCCCUCUGGUGGAAAACAUAAGGCAACACUUUCUGCUGCCUGACCAGUUAGCAAGGGACUAUGCUGCAGUAGUGUUCUUUGCCAAUAAUCGCUUUGAGACGGGUAAGAAAAAGUUGCAGUAUCUCACCUUCCAAGACUUUGCCCUCUGUGCUGGUCAGCUUAUCAACAACUGGACAUUAGGAGCUGUGGAUAACAUGAUGGAAGACAUGGAUGUCGAUCUGGAUAAGGAAUUCCUUCAAGACCUCAAAGAACUCAAAAUUCUAAUCACAGACAAAGAUCUUUUAGAUCAGCACAAAAGUUUAGUGUGUACUGCUCUGCGGGGGAAAACCAAUGUCUUUACUGAGAUGGAAGCCAAUUUUAAGAAUCUCUCAAGGGGCCUUGUAAAUAUUGCUGCCAAAUUAAUCAAUGCAAAAGAUGUCCGUGAUUUCUUCAUUGACCUUGUUGAAAAGUUUAUUGAACCUUGUCGCUCAGACAGAUGGACAUCAAUAGACGUGAACCUCUACCUUACUCAUUAUACUAACUCUGCACAUAUACUUGACACUUUCAAGCACCAUAGUGUGUGGACUAGAUACAUGGGAGUAAUCAAAAGUUGCAUCCUUAGAAUGUACCACGAGUGAAGAAUCUCCCUUUACACAUUUUCUCUCCAUUUCCUCUUUCUGUGAUGCGGUCUGGCAUCUGAUGUCUUAAUUGUCUUUAAUUCCCCUGUUUAUAAUCUUCUUUCUUUAAUCCCUUCCCAAAUAUGUCCCCCACCAGCUGUCCAUCUCUUCACCUCCCUACCCUUUUCCUUUAUCCCCUUUUCAUUCUUUCACCCCUUGGCCUCCAGAAGUAUAUGACUUGCAAAUAAACACAGCAUGCUUUCCACAGA